AUGUCGAAUUUCAGCGGAUGUUGUUUCCACCAGGGCAACGGCUGGCAUUAUCUACCACAAAUCUCCCUGAAAGCCCACGCAACAAUCCUCUCAUCCACAUCCCGCACAACUCUCACACAAACAUUCACAAAUUCCUCAGAUCUCCCUCUUGAGAAGGUCUCAUAUAAAUUUCCCCUCUACGAUGGCGUCAGCGUGGUCGGGUUCAAGUGUCGCGUCGGAACGCGAUACCUGCACAGUAAAGUGGACACAAGAGAGCAGGCGAAUGCAGAUUUCGACAAUGCGGUCGCGAAUAAUCAAACGGCAGCGCUUAUGGUGCAUGGCUCCAGGGAAAACGACGUCUUCGUAACUACAUUAGGCAAUAUUUCUGCAAAAGAAACCAUCACGGUAGAAAUCACGUUCAUCGGAGAAUUGAAGCAGGACGCACAGUCCGACGGGAUCCGAUAUACUCUCCCAAAUGCCAUCGCACCGAGAUACCCUGAUCCGAGCGCUAUUCAUACCUCUGGAUCAUUAUUUGGAGCGCCUGAACAGGAACCAAUCCAACCGCCCCAGUGGGGCCUGGUAAAGACGUCUGGUAUCGAUAUCACGAUCGACGUUCAGAUGGAGAAAACUUCCAUUAUUCGAGAACUUCAGUCGCCGAGUCAUUCAGUGAAGGUUUCUCUAGGGUGUACAUCGACUACUCCUAGUGGCAGUAAUUCAGGAUCAACAUUCGAUCCCUCCCAGGCCUCUGCUUCAAUCCGCCUGGCCAAAGAGAAUGAACUCCUACUCGAGCGCGAUUUUGUGCUCGUUGUCAAAGCCGACGGCCUUGAUAACCCCACAGCUUUACUCGAAACACAUUCAAGCAUUCCCGACCAGCGCGCUUUGAUGGUGACGCUUGUGCCAAAGUUCCAUCUGCCACCCAUCAAACCGGAGGUGAUCUUCGUCAUCGAUCGAAGUGGUAGUAUGAAGGCAAAGAUCCCAACAUUGCGAUCAGCCUUGCAAAUCUUCUUGAAAUCGCUGCCCGUAGGGGUCUGCUUUAACCUCUGUUCCUUCGGGCGUGAGCAUCGUUUUUUGUGGCCGCAGAGUAAAGUAUAUGAUAAGUCGAGUCUGGACGAGGCUUCGGCGUACGUUGAAACAAUAAACGCAGAUAUGGGAGGCACGAAUUUGACAUCCGCUGUUAAAGCUACCAUUGCAAGUCGUCUCAAUGAUAAAGAACUCGAAGUUCUUAUCCUGACUGAUGGCCAAAUCCACGAUCAGCAGGAUUUGUUUGAUUUCAUUCGGGAGACUGUCACAUCAAACAAGUUAGACAAGGGCCAGUCGGCUCGUUUCUUCUCGCUUGGUAUUGGAAACCAGGCGUCGCAUUCUCUGAUCGAAGGUAUUGCCAGGUCAGGAAACGGCAUCUCGCAAUCGGUUCUGGAGUACGAGGAGCUUGACCGGAAGGUUGUUCGGAUGUUGAAGGGUGCGCUUACUCCUCAUAUCGGUGACUUUAAACUCCAGGUUGAUUACGAUCCACCUGAGCAAGAGUUUGAAGUCGUUGAUGCAGUCGAUUCGACCACAAAUACAACCACCGAAAGCGCUGAUGGAAAUGGAAAUGAAGAACUUAUUGUAUCCCUCGAGAAGGAAACAGCUCAAAUUUCGAUCUCCCUCUUCGACGAAUCAUUCCAAGAAUCCGAUGCCGAGCUUGGAACACCCCGAGACAAAGACAACAAGAGCAAUAGCAAUACCUUGCCAGAGCUAUCACCUCCAGAUGUCCUUCAAGCCCCCCUACCAGAUCCCCCCCUUUCCAUCCCUUUAUCCGGAGCUAUCGCCACAUCCAACGGGAGAUUACUUCAACUUCGCAUUCCAGUCAAAGACACUGUUCAAGGCGAAACAAUCCAUCAACUUGCCUCACGCAAGGCAAUGAUCGAGCUAGAGGAAGAGCACAGCUGGCUCGAACAUAGCAAAGACCCCAAUGGAAACCCAUUUUCCCACUUCCACGCGGAUACGAAGAGUCAGCUCGUGAAACGCGAAUGCCAGCUUCUAGGACUCAAGUAUCAAGUCACGGGGAAACACUGCUCAUUUGUUGCAUUGGAGGAAGAAUCGACCAAUAAGGAGAACAAACAAAAAGCGGAACACGGUCAGGAUCAGGAGCAAGAAAAGGUCUCCAAGAUUGGUGACAAAAAUUUCCCUGUCAAAGCAACGACCUUCAACAUCAUACAAGCACGCCCAAGCGUGCUUGGAUCUGGGGGAAAUUCCAGUAAAGCCCUUUUUGGCGGUUCCAACUCGCCACGAUGUGCGCCUAUGGGAUCCUUUGCACGUCAGGGUCAGCGCCAGAGUCAGGUUUCGACGGGCUCGGGACUGUUCGGUGGCUCUGUUCAGUCCAUUCCUCUCUCAAUGGGUAGUUUUGGCAGUUCGCAAGCAUUUGGCGCAGCCUCUUCUCCAGGCCAACAACCUCCGUCUGGAUUCGGAAGUACUCAAUCUCCACCAGCUUUAUUCGGUGGUGGUCAACAACACGCAUCAGCCGGGUCACUUUUCGGAGGCCAACAGGCUCAAUGCUCUUCUCCCGCCUUUGGACAACCAUCGAUUUCUCAAGAACGUGGAACUUUCGCUUCCCCCUUUGGCGCGAGUAAUCAUCAACAAAAUCCACCUGCAGCUGGAGCACUCUUUGGCGGCGCUGUCCCUCGUCCUAACCCAAACCAGCCAGCUUUAUUCGGCAGUGCCCCCAAACGCCGGAGCACCCCUGUAACUGGAGGGCUGUUUGGCAACGCUCCUUCAAAAGUUCAAGUGUCCUUAUUUGGCUCUGCGCAGCCAUCAAACGCCCAAUCAUCUUCUGGAUUCGGAGCUGGAAUAUCUCAAAACAGCACAACGCCAAAUAAAGGAUCUCUUUUCGGAAGAGCAUCCAAUCCAACAAAUCCAGCACCUACAAGCUCGGAAAAGACUAACAAAUCAAAAGUCCACUCACUAAUCGCCCUUCAAGACUUCCAAGGCAACUGGUCUCUCAGUCAGGAACUCUGCAACCUUCUAGAUUGUGAGGAAGAUACAGUUCGCCAACGCUUCAUUGACCUGUUAGGAUCUUCCUCUUCUCCUUCCACUGUCACUGAGUCCAGUCUUGAAGUCCUCGCUACACUCAAGGCGAUGGGGUAUCUGAAGCAUCAACAUGCCGAGGAGAAGAGUGUUUGGGAACUCGUUUUCGGUAAGGCGGAGACAUGGCUUGAGGGUGUCUUGCCCGGGCUGGGAGAAGCUGGUAAUAAGAUUCAGGCGAGGAGAGAAGAGAUCAUGUCGUUGGACCUUUUUAAGUGA
This is a messenger RNA of Penicillium waksmanii, 3255 nucleotides long. RefSeq lists its product as uncharacterized. The record is from RefSeq and is a predicted model, not a curated record. Lineage: Eukaryota; Fungi; Ascomycota; Eurotiomycetes; Eurotiales; Aspergillaceae. The coding region runs from base 1 to 3255 and encodes 1084 amino acids. The transcript is spliced from 2 exons.